UGCCCUCUUUUAAUCCUGAUCUGAAAUCAGUUUUUCAUCUUUUUUUGUUAUUCGAUUGGCUGACGAGCUGAUCCCAUAUCAGUGUGAAAAUCCAGAGGCUUGGCGGUUUAUUUUGAUUGUGCUACAGUAAAGAUGGAGCUGCUCUUGUUUUAAGCGACGCUUGUUUUUAAGAUUAGAAAGCUAAACUCAGCUGUAAUAUGGACGAAGAAGCGCGGGCUAUUUUACAGCGGGUUGUACGGAGACUCCCGAGCAGAAAGCUCCCGGGCAUCAUGGGAUCCUGGGGCUGUUUAUUAGCUGAGCAGCUCGAGCAACUGGACUACACUCAACCGAAAUGGCUGUUUUUGGAGAAUUUAAUCUCUAAAUGUGAAGAAAGCAGAUUGCGUUUAAAAGACAUGACAAAGCUGGAGAUGGUCUACCACAUUGAGAAUCCCAAUCAGGGAACAUGGCAUGCCUUUAAACUCAGUGACGCAGAAGAUGAAGCACUUUCUGUGGACUUCACCCAGUUUAAGGAGAUGUUUGUAGCUCAUUUAGAGGACGUCGUCCGACACGUGUCCGUUAGGAUGAAGAAACUGGAAGACGGCGCCAUAUGGAUCCGUAUCGCCUGGGGCGAUAACUUUACCAAACCCAACCACCUGAAGCCGACGUACGUCGUUCAUUACCUCCAGACUCCCUACGUGUUCGUCCUCAACCUCAACGCCAAGCACAAGCCUUUCCUCCAUCAGGCUUUAGUUCUGUCGACUAGACACGUGUCCAUAAAUGAAGCUCACCUGAGUGGGAGGAGCCUCACUGCCAUGCGGGACCUGCUCAUGAAACAGUAUCAGCAGGUUUUCCCAAAUCAGGAGCGGACUUUAAAGGAAAGAAACGCUCCUCCAUCACAUCCUAACAUUGAUAGAGAGCACGCUGAGUUUGCUGAGAGAGCACAUCAGAUGGCCUGCGAGGCGUUCGGGGGCGGGACGGUGCCGAAACUGGAAACCGCUGUGUACAAGCUUGAAACACGGUACAGAGGCAGCAGCAGCAACAACACCCUCAGUGAUCGGGAUGAGCUCUUCAGAGGAGUGGUCAAGUUCUCCAGCCCCAAUCUCCUGGAGUCUCUGCGGCACUGCGUGUCCACCGGCAUGACUGAAGGCCCCGUCACACCUCUUUUAUCCUCCAUCACACAGAAAGGAAGGAACUACUUUGUAAUCGCCGAGAAAGUUCCAGGAGCCGCGAGUCAGGCACCCGCACGCACGACUUAACGCGGGGUCCCCACCAGAGUCCUCGUCUCACAUGAGCAGCUCCUGCGUCUUUGGGUUCUUACGUCAUUCUUACGUCUUACUUUUGGACUUUAAAAGUUUCAUUGUUUUUACAGUUUUAAAUAAAGGUUUUAA
Messenger RNA from Clarias gariepinus (North African catfish), 1367 nucleotides. RefSeq names its product centromere protein N (gene cenpn). Lineage: Eukaryota; Metazoa; Chordata; Actinopteri; Siluriformes; Clariidae. The transcript is spliced from 10 exons. The record is from RefSeq and is a predicted model, not a curated record. Bases 198 to 1235 code for a protein of 345 amino acids. Gene Ontology annotation, biological process: chromosome segregation; CENP-A containing chromatin assembly.